AGUAAUUGACCACUGAACUUCGAGUUCUAGUAUUUCUGGUUUCGCGCGUCCUUUCUGUCUCUCUUGCGCCUCCGUAGUUAUGGUUCGUUCAGUUUACCGGACCGUGUGUUGUUUAGUUAACGUUAGCUAGCCGUGUAAGAGGUGAUUUUAAACAACGUUUUAAACAUGUCAGAGAAAGGCGAAGUGGAUUUAACUGGUGCUAAACAGAACACGGGCGUGUGGCUGGUAAAGGUGCCCAAAUACCUGUCCCAGCAAUGGGCCAAAGCAUCAGGCAGGGGAGAGGUGGGGAAACUCCGGAUCGGGAAGAAUCAAGGGAAGGCAGAGGUGGAAUUCACUCUGAACGAAGACCUGACCAUGAUUGACAGCCUCGGGGACAAGCCGUCGGGGGUGCAGGCCCCCAGGGACCACCCGUUCACCAUGCAGACUGUAGGAGGACAGACCCUGGCCGUGUUCACUGAGACCCAGUCAGAGUCAUCUAAGGGCCAGUCAGAAGAGAGAUCUGAUGGCAGCACCUCAGUUUCGGGGGCGGGGUCAGGCCCAGAGAGACGUCACCGGUUCUCCUUUCUAACAGAGAGAAUCUCCCUGGAGGGCCUGGUGGUGCAGAGAGCAGAGUGUAGACCUGCUGUCAGCGAGAACUACAUGAAACUCAAGAGACUGCAGAUAGAAGAGUUAUCCAAGCCAGUGAGAUUGUCUCAGCAACUAGAGAAGGCUGUUACCACCAACUACAAACCAGUGGCCAACCAUUCCUACAACCUGGAGUACGACAGGAAGAAGAAGGAGGAAGGUAAAAGAGCCAGGGUCGACAAACAACAGGUGUUGGACAUGUUGUUCUCAGCUUUUGAGAAGCAUCAAUAUUACAACAUCAAGGACCUGGUCGACAUCACCAAACAACCUGUGAGUUACCUGAAAGAGAUUCUGCGCGACAUCGGCAUCUACAACGUGAAGGGAACCCACAAGAACACGUGGGAGCUGAAGCCAGAGUACAGACACUACCAGGGAGGAGAGGAGGAGGAGAAGGAGACCGACGACUAGCCUGGUCUGGGACCUCCAGCCUCCUAGAGAGCUCACCACUAGGAGAAGGACGACUAGCCUGGUCUGGGGUCCCACCACUAGGAGGACGACUAGCCUGGUCUGGGGCCCCACUAGCCUGGUCUGGGGCCUCCCUAGAGAGUGUCGUUUUGGUUUUUAUAGACGCAGAGACAUAAAGUUGUGAAGCUACUGAUGUGUUGAGUUGGCCAGUCAGGACCCCGGUCCUAUACUACAUGUCGGUGAAAUCCCAAGUGGUACCCUAUUCCCUAUAUAGUGCACUACUUUAAAGAUAGGACCCUGGUCAAAUUUAGUGUACUAUUUAGGGAAUAGGGUGCCACGUUUGAAGGAUUCCUACUAUUCUGAACAGUGAGGUGCUUUAGGUUCAUCUCACCUGGGCCACUAUGACGUUUAUUCCUGUGUGUUUGUGGGAUCUGACCGAUCCAGUCGAUCGGGGAUCGGUUUACAGACACGUCAACCAAGGAUCAAUACGUACAAGUUGUUUAUAAAAAUGUGAUUAACGACUUUUGGAAUAAAAUUAAUGUUUUUGUAAAAAAAAAAAA
Oncorhynchus mykiss (rainbow trout) is the source of this 1589-nucleotide messenger RNA. NCBI's taxonomy places the organism in Eukaryota, Metazoa, Chordata, Actinopteri, Salmoniformes, Salmonidae. The record is from RefSeq and is a predicted model, not a curated record.